Helianthus annuus (common sunflower) is the source of this 2493-nucleotide messenger RNA. Its product is annotated as oligopeptide transporter 6. The transcript is spliced from 6 exons. The coding region runs from base 93 to 2294 and encodes 733 amino acids. Gene Ontology annotation, biological process: transmembrane transport. The record is from RefSeq and is a predicted model, not a curated record. NCBI's taxonomy places the organism in Eukaryota, Viridiplantae, Streptophyta, Magnoliopsida, Asterales, Asteraceae. Gene Ontology annotation, molecular function: oligopeptide transmembrane transporter activity.
UCUACCUCAAACCGUAUCUAUCUUUUUCUUCCCCUAUAAAUAAAAACACAAAGUAGAAAGAAAGAAGCCUUUUAUUUAUUAUUAUUCUCAACAUGGCUGAAAAAACCUCUGAUCAGGAUCACGACGCAGCCGACGAAUGUCCGGUGAAAGAAGUCGAUCUAACCGUUCCGAAAACCGAUGAUCCAACGGUCCCAGUACUCACAUUCAGAAUGUGGGUGUUGGGUAUAACCACAUGUGUGGUUUUGUCGUUUGUGAACCAGUUUUAUUGGUACAGGACUGAACCCUUGUCCAUCAGCUCAAUUGCGGCGCAGGUGGCUACGGUGCCCCUUGGUCACUUGAUGGCUCGAACCAUUACUAAGCGGGUGUUUUUUAAAGGGAAGUGGUGCGAGUUUACGAUGAACCCCGGUCCCUUUAAUAUGAAGGAGCAUGUUUUGAUCACUAUUUUUGCCAAUUCUGGCGCUGGAAGUGUUUAUGCUACGCAUAUUUUGAGUGCGGUUAAGUUGUUUUAUAAGAAGGAGUUGGCGUUUCUUCCUGCCUUUAUUGUUAUGCUUACCACUCAGGUUUUGGGGUUCGGGUGGGCUGGACUUUUCCGGCGGUUUUUGGUGGAGCCCGGGGAGAUGUGGUGGCCGACAAACUUGAUCCAGGUCUCCUUAUUCAGGUCUUUGCACGAGAAUGAGAAGAGACCAAAGGGUGGCACCACUAGAACACAGUUUUUCGUUAUUGUCAUGAUCUGCAGCUUUGCUUAUUAUCUUUUUCCAGGAUAUUUAUUCCAAAUAUUAACAACAGUUUCAUGGGUAUGCUGGAUCAACCGCAAGUCUGUUCUCGUUAGCCAACUCGGGUCGGGCCAAAACGGGCUUGGACUGGGCUCAUUCGGGUUGGACUGGUCCACCAUCGCAUCCUACCUGGGCAGUCCCCUGGCUAGCCCAUGGUUCGCCACUGUGAAUGUGGCUGUCGGGUUCGCUUUAGUGAUGUUUGUGAUGACACCUUUGACUUACUGGCAUAAUUUGUAUAGAGCUAAGAACUUCCCGUUAUACUCGAUGGAACUGUUCAAGGCUGACGGUUCUAGUUAUAACACGACCGCGGUUAUUAACUCCAAUUUUCAGCUUGAUAAGAUUGCUUAUGAGAAACAAGGACAUUUGUACAUGAGUACUUUUUUCGCCAUGACGUAUGGUCUUGGUUUUGCUACACUGUCUGCAACCGUUGUUCAUGUCUUGCUCUUCCAUGGACGGGAAAUACUGGAUAAGACGAAAGGUGCAUUCGGGGGUCCUGAUACUAAGAAAGUUGACGUACACACGAGGCUUAUGCGGGCCUAUAAGCAAGUGCCAAUGUGGUGGUUUCUUGUUAUUCUCGUGCUGAAUGUCGCGCUUAUUUUAUUCGCAUGUAUACAUUAUUCUGAUACUCUUCAGUUGCCAUGGUGGGGUGUGUUGUUGGCUUGUGGUGUUGCUAUAGCCUUUACACUUCCCAUUGGUAUAAUUGCUGCCACCACAAAUCAGGCACCGGGCCUGAACAUCAUCACCGAGUAUAUGAUGGGUUACUUGUAUCCUGGAUACCCCGUUGCGAACAUGUGCUUUAAAGUAUACGGUUAUAUCAGCAUGGUUCAAGCGUUGACCUUUAUACAAGACUUCAAACUCGGACAUUACAUGAAGAUCCCACCUAGAGCAAUGUUCAUGGCUCAAGUUGUUGGAACGAUCAUAUCGGUCAUCGUAUACCAAGUAACCGCAUGGAUGCUAAUGGCAAGCAUCCCGAACCUCUGCAACACCGCGCUGCUCCCAAAAGACAGUCAAUGGAAGUGUCCAAUGGACCAUGUGUUUUACGACGCUUCGGUCAUAUGGGGUCUAGUGGGCCCACAAAGAAUCUUUGGUAACCUAGGGGUCUACUCAUCGAUCAACUAUUUCUUCUUGGUCGGAGCGAUUUUGCCGUUUUUGGUCUGGAUAGCUCACAAGUGUUUCCCAACAAAAACUUGGAUCCGAAAGAUACACUUACCGGUGUUGUUGGGUGCCACCGCAAUGAUGCCGCCUGCUUCUGCUGUCAACUACACGAGCUGGCUCUUUUUGGCGUUUCUUUCGGGUUACGUUGUUUUCAAGUUUUACCCCGAGGCGUGGCAACGAUAUAACUAUAUUCUUGCGGGUGGUCUUGAUGCUGGAACGGCUUUCAUGAGUGUGUUUUUGUUCCUUGGGCUGCAAAAUCCGGGGGUAUCGCUUGACUGGUGGGGGAAUAGCGGUGAAGGUUGCCCGCUGGCUGCUUGUCCAACCGCUCCAGGCGUUGUCGUCGCCGGUUGUCCGGUCUUCAGUUAGUUAGAUGAAUGUCUUGUUUCUUUAUGUUUUUCCACUUAGGUUUUUUUAGUGUUGAUGAUUGGAUAUAGAACUUGUUUAAGUGAACUUUUAUUAAUGGUUUCAUAUUGAAGUACAGGAUUUUAAUUUUUAAUCAUUUAUCUCUGGAUAUUUAAAAAACUCAACUCAUUAAUCUGGUUGAAUGAAUAUGAGCUGUUUUAUA